GUCGAGAAGUUCUGUCCACCGCACUAGGCGGCACGGCAGCACCUCCAACACUUUCUAUGGGAUUCCAGCCAAACACAUCGACGGGGUGACGGCGUCGUCCGCGCCGCCGGCUGCCCUUUGGUUUAGGGUGCGAAAGCAGUCAUUCGCGGCGGCGACCGUGCCACCGGCGGCAACAACGACAUCGCUGGGGGAGCGGAGGGGUCGGACCAAGCGGCCGGCGUCGUGAAUUUCCUGUUGAUGUAAAUGGCCCACGAGGGCACCGCAGAGGAAUACCCGAGCUACUUGACGCCGGCGCCGACCCCAACUUCAGCGACUUAGACGCCCUCCCGGCGAUGCAUAUCCCCGCCUGUGAGGAGCACGCAGUGCCCGUACAGCUGCUCCUCGAGCACGGCGCGGGGUGUUGGUCGUAGUCGUGGUACUUCUGCUGGUACUGUCUCCGCAUGCGCCCUGCCACUUCUCUCCAUAGCCGAUUGCUCGAUAUGGUUUACCCUGGAGUGGUGAAGAUUCGCAAGGUGAAUUUUGAUGCAAAGACGGAACGCGACAUGAUCCAUGACUAUAAGGUUCCCUCGGACGUGUUUAACAAGCUGCACAUAACUGAGAUAAGCAAGGAAAGGGCUGAACGGGGCGACAAGCCGCGGGCAGCAAGAGAAAGACAACAAAUAAUCAAAUCUAACUGUAUGUUGCAGAUGCUGCAAAUAUCUAUAGAUCUAAAAAUUCAAACUCUACAGUCAGUGAACUGCAGGCACAACCUGUUCGAACAAAGCACUGGAUGUUUGUGAGGUGUUGGUCUUCCUCUUUGGGGACGCCCACACCCACUACUCCGGCGGCGCCGUGGGCGGCCAAGUCUGCAUGAACAAGGGGCACGGUGGCGGCACAAAUUCCUUGGCAUUCAUUGAUCAAUCGGUGUGCUAAGGGUGCCUCAGCGGGGAAGAUGAGUACUGUAGAUGGGCGUCUCGGCGGAUUUCGACUAAUGGGAAGAGGAAAGACGGGAUGGAUUGCACCAUAGCCAUGAACAAGACUAAGAGAUCAAUACAACAAAUUCCAUUCAUGGGUGAGGACCCUUGAAGAAAACAACAGGCUGACGGUGAAGGAAGAAGAAAACAGAACAUCUUACCGACUCCCUUUUCGACAACAAAGUUGAGCUCUCGAUCCCUACUGAAGAGAACGCAGGCCCCGGUCCAGCUGUUGACCUCCCAACGCUGUGCUUGAUCCCGAUGACAAAGCAAAACUCGCUCCAGUUCACAACCUCCCCACACCAAAAAUGGAACUGACCAUCAUCCUCUCCCCAGACUACAAAGACAACAAUGCCGGACACUGACAGCUUGAAGAAAUAGGAACACCGGCACCCCAGUCUUAGCAUGACAUCCACUAUGUAUCUAUGUAGUGAUCUACUGUGCUAUUAAUCCUAUUAUCACUGCCUAAUAUUACCGUUUUAGUGACUCAAUAGUCAGUACUAUGAAAUCA
Molecule: messenger RNA, 1464 nt
Organism: Lolium perenne
Lineage: Eukaryota; Viridiplantae; Streptophyta; Magnoliopsida; Poales; Poaceae
Source: RefSeq, a predicted model, not a curated record